CGGCGUCCCCCGGGGGGCGGAGGCGGCCUUCGCGCCGGCGCCGGCGCCCUGCGGAAGCGGCGUUAGUGAAUCGGGGCCUUGGGGAGCCCAGGAUGGAGGUGGCAGUCACGGCGGUGGCGGCGGCCGGCCGAGCCCUGCGGAGGGCGGGAGGAGGUGAGCGCCAGGCCCGCUGAGCCUCCGCAGGAGAGCCGCCAGCCAUGCCCGGGAUCGUGGUGUUCCGGCGGCGCUGGUCUGUGGGCAGCGAUGACCUCGUCCUGCCAGCCAUCUUCCUCUUCCUCCUGCACACCACCUGGUUUGUGAUCCUGUCCGUGGUGCUCUUCGGCCUGGUCUACAACCCCCACGAGGCCUGCUCCCUCAACCUGGUGGACCACGGCCGCGGCUACCUGGGCAUCUUGCUGAGCUGCAUGAUCGCCGAGAUGGCCAUCAUCUGGCUGAGCAUGCGCGGAGGCAUCCUCUACACGGAGCCCCGCGAAUCCAUGCAGUACGUGCUCUACGUGCGCCUGGCCAUCCUGGUGAUCGAGUUCAUCUACGCCAUCGUGGGCAUCGUCUGGCUCACUCAGUACUACACCUCCUGCAACGACCUCACCGCCAAGAACGUCACCCUUGGAAUGGUCGUCUGCAACUGGGUGGUCAUCCUCAGCGUCUGCAUCACCGUGCUCUGCGUCUUCGACCCCACGGGCCGCACCUUCGUCAAGCUGAGAGCCACCAAGAGGAGGCAGCGCAACCUGCGGACCUACAACCUACGGCACCGGCUGGAGGAGGGCCAGGCCACCAGCUGGUCGCGCCGGCUCAAAGUGUUCCUCUGCUGCACGCGGACCAAGGACUCGCAGUCAGACGCCUACUCAGAAAUCGCCUACCUCUUCGCCGAGUUUUUCCGAGACCUGGACAUUGUGCCGUCCGACAUCAUCGCCGGCCUGGUGCUGCUUCGGCAGCGACAGCGGGCCAAGCGCAAUGCCGUGCUGGACGAGGCCAACAACGACAUCUUGGCCUUCCUGUCUGGGAUGCCGGUGACCAGAAACACCAAGUACCUCGACCUCAAGAACUCGCAAGAGAUGCUGCGCUACAAGGAGGUCUGCUACUACAUGCUGUUCGCGCUGGCCGCCUAUGGCUGGCCCAUGUACCUGAUGCGGAAGCCCGCCUGUGGCCUCUGCCAGCUGGCGAGGUCCUGCUCGUGCUGCCUGUGCCCCGCGAGGCCGCGGUUCGCCCCCGGAGUCACCAUCGAGGAAGACAACUGCUGCGGCUGCAACGCCAUCGCCAUCCGGCGCCACUUCCUGGACGAGAACAUGACGGCGGUGGACAUCGUCUACACCUCCUGCCACGACGCGGUGUACGAGACCCCCUUCUAUGUGGCGGUGGACCAUGACAAGAAGAAGGUGGUGAUCAGCAUUCGGGGAACUCUGUCCCCCAAGGACGCCCUGACGGACCUGACCGGGGACGCUGAGCGCCUCCCCGUGGAGGGGCACCACGGCACCUGGCUGGGACACAAGGGGAUGGUCCUCUCGGCCGAGUACAUCAAGAAGAAGCUGGAGCAGGAGAUGGUCCUGUCCCAGGCCUUUGGGAGAGACCUGGGCCGCGGAACCAAGCACUACGGCCUGAUCGUGGUGGGCCACUCGCUGGGCGCAGGCACCGCCGCCAUCCUCUCCUUCCUGCUGCGCCCCCAGUACCCGACCCUCAAGUGCUUCGCCUACUCCCCCCCCGGGGGCCUGCUGAGCGAGGAUGCCAUGGAGUACUCCAAGGAGUUCGUGACAGCCGUGGUCCUGGGCAAAGACCUCGUUCCCAGGAUCGGCCUCUCCCAGCUGGAAGGCUUCCGCAGACAGCUCCUGGACGUCCUGCAGCGAAGCACCAAGCCCAAAUGGCGGAUCAUUGUGGGGGCCACUAAGUGCAUCCCCAAGUCGGAGCUGCCCGAGGAGGCGGAGGUGACCACCCUGGCCAGCACACGGCUCUGGACCCACCCCAGCGACCUGACCAUCGCCCUGUCGGCCAGCACCCCGCUUUACCCGCCGGGCCGCAUCAUCCACGUGGUCCACAACCACCCGGCGGAGCAGUGCUGCUGCUGCGAGCAGGAGGAGCCCACGUACUUCGCCAUCUGGGGCGACAACAAGGCCUUCAACGAGGUGAUCAUCUCCCCGGCCAUGCUGCACGAGCACCUCCCCUACGUGGUCAUGGAGGGGCUCAACAAGGUGCUGGAGAACUACAACAAGGGGAAGACGGCCCUGCUCUCUGCUGCGAAGGUCAUGGUGAGCCCCACCGAGGUGGACCUCACUCCUGAGCUCAUCUUUCAGCAGCAGCCGCUGCCCACGGGGCCCCCGGUGCCUGCCGGCCUCGCCCUGGAGCUGCCCCCCGCCGACCACCGGAACAGCAGCGUCCGGAGCAAGUCCCAGUCUGAGAUGAGCCUGGAGGGCUUCUCGGAGGGCCGGCUGCUGUCCCCGGUGGCCGCAGCCUCAGCGGCCCGCCAGGACCCCGUGGAGCUGCUGCUGCUGUCCACCCAGGAGCGGCUGGCGGCGGAGCUGCAGGCCCGGCGGGCGCCGCUGGCCACCAUGGAGAGCCUCUCGGACACGGAGUCGCUGUACAGCUUCGACUCGCGCCGGUCCUCGGGCUUCCGCAGCAUCCGAGGCUCGCCCAGCCUCCACGCCGUGCUGGAGCGCGACGAGGGCCACCUGUUCUACAUCGACCCCGCCAUCCCGGAGGAGAACCCCUCCCUGAGCUCCCGCACCGAGCUGCUGGCCGCGGACAGCCUGUCCAAGCACUCGCAGGACACCCAGCCCCUGGAGGCGGCCCUGGGCAGCGGGGGCGCCACCCCCGAGCGGCCCCCCAGCGUGGCGGCCAACGAGCAGGAGGAAGAGGGGGGUGGCGGGGCGGCCCCCCGCGGAGAGCUGGCACUGCACAACGGGCGCCUGGGGGACUCGCCCAGCCCUCAGGUGCUGGAGUUCGCGGAGUUCAUCGACAGCCUCUUCAACCUGGACAGCAAGAGCAGCUCCUUCCAGGACCUCUACUGCAUGGUGGUGCCCGAGAGCCCCACCAGCGACUACGCCGAGGGCCCCAAGUCCCCCAGCCAGCAGGAGAUCCUGCUCCGCGCCCAGUUCGAGCCCAACCUGGUGCCCAAGCCCCCGCGGCGCUUUGCCGGCUCGGCCGACCCCUCCUCCGGCAUCUCGCUGUCGCCCUCCUUCCCGCUCAGCUCCUCGGGCGAGCUCAUGGACCUGACGCCCACGAGCCUCAGCAGCCAGGAGUGCCUGGCGGUGGACAAGAUCCGAACUUCCACCCCCACUGGCCGCGGGGCCAGCCCCACCAAGCAGGACGACCUGGUCAUCUCGGCACGCUAGCACCCAGGGGCGGCUGCCGGCCAAGGCCGGGGACAGAGCAGGCGGCGCCUCAAGGCUCCAUCCAGGUGGCUGCCCCCAGGGCUGGGCAGCUUGGAGGAGAGGCCCCCUGGGGCCAGUUUAGCCUCAGGCAUGGGGCACUGCUGCUGAGCGGGGGUCCAUAUCCCUACCUCAGCUUAGGACCCCCAGAGCCAAGACAGCUGGGAUCUGGGCCCUCCAGACAGGGGAGGGGGGAGUGGGGAAGAGCCUGGGGCAGCCUGCCAGCCUGACCACCCCCCAGAGGCGUCCUGGCACCCUCUAUUCCGGUAUAGGCAGUGGGCACGCUGACGUCCCUUCGCUGCCCUCUGGCUGCUCUCCCAGGACCGAAAGGAAGAGCAGACCCCUCCCCACGUACUCUCCUCUGUGGUCCAGGCUGGCAUCUGUCCUGGCCACACCCCCCUCGCCGGAUCUGGUGCCUGCUGGCCAGCCCCUGGGGUGACCCCCCACCAAGGGGGCCUGCAGUGUUGUGUAUGUUUACAGAAGCUGCUGCGCUGGGCUCAGGACGUGCCCUGGGCUUGCAAGCCCCCCGCCCCCAGUCCCGUGGUCGGUAGCCCCUCUCUGGGCAGGGCAGGGGCUCGGAGAGCCUGGAGGAGGCUGGCACCAGGACCGCCCCCUCUCUGCUCGGUGUUCCUCACGUCGACCCCCCUGUCGGUGGGUGCUGGGCACCUGCCCAUACCUCCUGGCUCGUCUUCCCCCCUGGGGAUCCUGGUCCCUCAAAGGACAGAGGGCACAGGUGUGACCACCCCUGGCUGCAGAGUGGGUGCCCUGGGACGGAGGACGCCCAAAUGCCUCUUCCUUCGAGGGCCCUGGGUCACCCCUUCACACCACCUCCGCCCACACCUGGGCAGCCCCAGGCCCUGGGCUCUGAAACCAAACACACCUCCACUCCCUCAGUCCCCUCCUCCUUGGCCUGGGCUCUCCCCUAGGCUUUUCCUCCUUCCAGUCCCCAGUGUUUUCUCGACGGGAAGCGGGGCCAAGAGAGGGACACUGUGGCACCCGGCUGGCGAUCCCAUGCUCACUGCGGGGGGUGGGGGUGCAGGAGCGUCGGGGGCUCUAGGGCCGGCCCGGCCUGGCCUGGGGCCUCCACAGCCCGAACGUGAGGGGUCCUCUCCCUGUCAGGUUUGGGGGGGAAGCAGUGGGGAGGUGGAGGCCAGGCCUCCGCCCGGGGAGCCGAGGGGGGAGGUCGUGCAUGCUCGCGUGGGGCGUGUGUGUGCAUGUGCAUGGGUGCACACCGCUCCUGAGGAAGGGGCUGCCGGGGCGCCCACCCGGCUGGCCUGCCUGCGUCCCCCUCCCCAGCCUGACGAGAACAUAGCCAAUGACCGCGAUGUGGCCCCGGGGGCCACAGGGCGAGCUCAGCUGAGGACGUCACCUGUUCUCGCCUCACCUGUGCUCUGACCCCCGUUCUGGAAAACGUGUGCCGAGGCGUUGACCGUCCGCUUGUGCCUUCGUCUCCUCGGAGGCAAGCUCUCCCCACUCCGGCCCUGCCCACGGCCUCCCCGGGGCAGCCAGGCUCCCCUGGCCCAGACCCCCGUCUCACGAUCACUGGCACCUGUGGCCUACACCCCCACCCCGACCCCACGCACAGCGGGGACCCCCGCCCACCCUGACAGCUGGGCACAGAGGCCCGGGAGCUGGGCUCCCUCGCUCUGUGACUCGCACACCCCACCAGGCUCCAGACCCCGCCCCUGCCCGGGGCCCUGCUGCUGGCUUAGCCGGGGCCCCAGCUCGGAACCAAUCAGUGGCUCUUAGAGUUUAAAAAAGACAAAUCACAAAUCAGUAACGUUCCAACAAGCAGCCCACCGGUAGCAGGGAGACUUUCGGCCUAGCCUUUUAAUUCCUCCCCUGCCAAGGUGGGCUAGAGACCUCUAAGGGGGCGUGGCGCCCACCUGUGCCCAGGACCGAGCCAUCAGGGACAGACUCCCCAGCCCAAGGCCGUAGCCACCCAGGGUUACAGGCUUGGGGCCGGGGCAGACUUGGACUCUGUCCUGGAUGCCCCAGGGUCAGCCCCCCCCCCCACCUGCUCCCCCCCAAGGGUGGGCCUGCUGCAUGCCUCUCCCCUCCUCCCGCCUCACACUUGGGGGGUCUGAGCCACCUCCCUCCUCCCAGCUCGGCUCAGCCGGACCCCCACCCCCGUCCCGCAGACCUGCAACCCAGGCUCUCCCGGCAGGGCCUGGGCGGCCUCCAUAUGCAACCGACAGUGAGCAGCCGGCCCCACAGACGCCCGAGCACUCCGCGUGCCAUCCCCCCACGACGUUUUGUACUUAAUGUAUGAAAGAUCCAAACUAAUAUUGCUGUAAAAAGGAGAGACAAAUUAAUAUAGCUUAUUCUAUAAAUAUAUCUGUAUAUAGAGGUUUCUGUAUAUUGUAUAGAGCUGUGUAUAAACUGGAUGUAGAAGCA
Molecule: messenger RNA, 5753 nt
Organism: Phyllostomus discolor (pale spear-nosed bat)
Lineage: Eukaryota; Metazoa; Chordata; Mammalia; Chiroptera; Phyllostomidae
Gene: DAGLA
Product: diacylglycerol lipase alpha
Exons: 20
Coding region: 198-3320 (1040 amino acids)
Biological process (GO): lipid metabolic process
Cellular component (GO): postsynaptic membrane; dendrite membrane
Source: RefSeq, a predicted model, not a curated record